UGCUGUCCUUAAACUGUGAAACAAAAAUACUUUAGCAAGUUUUCCUAAAAUUACCAUUCAUAGCUUUAAGAGAAGGACCUACUUAAGGUCUUGCCUCUUUCAUUAAACUGAUAUUAAGAGGCUAAAGUAUGAAAGGUCAAGCGGAGAAAAAUGGAUAUCGGUAAAGUAUCAGCAUGCGUGAGAAGUCAGCAGAAUGUCAUGCUCACGCAGGUCACGUGAGGGGCACAACAGAAAUGUGCUCACGUGAUCCUUCUACAUUACACUCAACCCUUACCAAGGCUAAUGGUAAAAACUCAAAUCCCCAAUCAACACAUCAUUCAGAAACACGUAUUGAUAAUAAUUUACUUCCAACUCCUGGUGGACGAUUGAAAUUUUUUAAAGACGGAAAGUUUAUUUUGGAACUAUCCCAUCGUAGAGAUGGAGAAAGGACUACAUGGUUUCCAGUUCCAAAGAAAACCUUUUGGCCACCAGCUAGCACGACUCCGAAUAGACAAGAGAGUUCUACUUCUCUUAGUGUUUCUGAUGAUAAUUCAUCAGUUCAAUCAAGUCCUUGGCAAAGAGAUCAUUGUUGGAAACAAGCAAAUCCAAGACGUAGAAUAUCUACAGAGUUUAAUUUUUACUAUUAUAGAAAUCCAAAAAAUCGUCUAUGCGCGCAUCCUCGUUUAGUCGCCAGAAAACGUAGACGUCCAUUAGAUCCUACUUCUUUGUUACUUAUUCCAGAAUCAGUAACAAAUUAUACCAAACCAAUUCGUAAAGUAAAUGGUACAUCAACAGGGAAGGUUUUGAACCUAAUUAUCGACAAAUUGGCACGCCUUCUAGAUCCCAAUGUUGUAUCACCUCGUAAACGUAUAUUACGCGAAUUAGAAAGAGUAUCGUUAGAAGAUCAGGCGUCGAAAAGACGCGCAACACCGCAGCCUGUUUGUACAACAACAGCUCCUACUCCAUCAUCAAAACAAUUAUCUUCAUAUAGUAUAACAAGUAUCUUGGGUGAAGAUAAACCAAGCCAUGAACAAGGUUUUUUGAGGAAUUUAUUAAAACCAGAUGACAGACAAACUGUGAAAUACUCAUCAAGUAAUUCGUAUCCAAGAGUACGAAUGGAUCCAUACAUUGGUACAGCUAAUACACCUCUUCAGCACCCUUCACUUUAUGGUGUACCAAUGUUACCUCCUGGACCAUAUAGAGCUCCCUUAUGGAUGCACUAUCCAUCACCCGUCCAUUAUCCACCUCCUAUGCCAUUAUAUGCACCACCACCACCUCAUCCUCCAUCUCCUCCAGUUCAUCAUUAUAAAGACUACAGGGAACAGACUCUUACACCUCCUUCGGAUAUGCCUCUAAAUCUGUCGAAGCAUGCGGGUUGAAUCUCAGGAUCCUAAAAGUUGGUGCCUUAUCAAUGGACAAAAACUGCGCAAACACUGCCCGUGCA
Molecule: messenger RNA, 1423 nt
Organism: Eufriesea mexicana
Lineage: Eukaryota; Metazoa; Arthropoda; Insecta; Hymenoptera; Apidae
Gene: H
Product: transcriptional corepressor hairless
Exons: 3
Coding region: 174-1358 (394 amino acids)
Source: RefSeq, a predicted model, not a curated record